GACUGGCCGUUCCCCGGGCCGGGGGCCUCACUUAGAGAAUGGCCGCGGCUACCUGCGGCUCCACCGGUGUGACAGGCACCGGAGGCCGUUCCGGAGAGUUGUCUCAUGGCCACGUACCACAAAGAAGGAAGCGCGGAAGUGACUCCAGGCGUAGGCAGGCCGCCCUGUUCUUCCUCAAUAACAUCUCCUUGGACGGACGGCCCUUGUGUCCCGCACCGCUGCCGACAUGGGAGCCUGCCUGCACCCGGGAUGUCCAGGAGCCGACGCCGCUCUCCCCGUCUCCGCGACUGCUGCCGACUAACGGGCCCCGGCUCCUGCUCUCCCGGGACUCUCCCAUGCCGGAGGGGAAGAGCGGCCUCGGCACCCCGGCUGCUACCGCGGUGCCCUCUUCUCUAGGCGGCCCCAGCGUGGAGAAACAGAGGCGACGUCACCUGUCUCAGCGCUGCUCCCUAGAGCUUCUCCAGGAUAUUACAGAGUUUACACCAGUGCAGAGGUCCAAGCAUGUCCCGGAGUCCCCCCUACCGUCCGUCUUAAAGAAGACACACUUCAUCAAAAGCAUGAGGCACUAUGACACCCGCAACAGCAGAAUUGUCCUAAUCUGCUCCAAGAGAUCCCUGUGUGCUGCGUUCUCCAUUCUUCCAUAUGGGGAGAGCCUGCGGAUGAGUGAUCUGCGAGUGGAAGGGACAAAGCAGCGACACCCAUCUGGGGGGGCCCCCUCCAUCACAGACCCAGAGUUUGGAAUGGAAGGUGUGGAGCUGGGGGUCGAGGGCGAGGUUGUUUCUUAUGCAAAAUUUUUAUACCCAACAAACGCCCUUGUCAGCCAAAAAGAAGACAGCCAACCAUCACAGGUCAAGCUGGUUCCCCCUGACCCUUCUAAACGGACCUUCGCAAAUGCCCGAUUUACUCCAGUGUCCUCAGGAGUCGACCAUGGCACAGAGACGGACAGCACCGAAUACAAUCCUGAUAUCCUGGAUGAUCCUCAGUGGUCCUGUGGAAAACACAAGCGUGUUCUCAUUUUUGCUUCCUAUAUGACAACAAUUAUUGAAUAUGUGAAACCGUGUGACUUGAAGAAAGACAUGAACGAGAUGUUUAAGGAGAAGUUUCCUAAUGUAAAGCUGACUCUGAGCAAGAUCAGAAGCUUGAAACGUGAAAUGAGGAAUGUGGCACAGGAGUGUAACAUGGAGCCAGUCACAGUGGCCAUGUCCUAUGCUUACUUUGAAAAGCUAGUCCUGCAAAGGAGGGUAAACAAGCAGAACCGCAAACUGUGUGCAGGAGCCUGUGUACUCUUGGCUGCCAAAAUCAGUAGUGACUUCAAGAAGCCUGAGCUGAAGCAUCUUCUAGACAAAUUAGAAGAACGCUUUCGAUCUAACAGACGGGACCUGGUUGCAUUUGAGCUGACUGUGCUAGUGGCCAUGGAGCUAGCACUCUACCUCCCCGAGGCCCAAGUAUUGCCUCAUUACCGGCGCUUGACCAAGCAGCAGUAGAUGAAAUCCAGGGUUCAAACACGUUGUCCGGGACCUCCUGCCCUCUCUUGUUAAAUCUCGGAAAUGCAUCUGUGAAGCUCAGCGUUCUUUUACCACUGAAGCGGGGCAAUACGUUACUACAGCGUAUGUAUUGCACCAUGGAAAGCACAGCCGUAGCCGGGAGUAGUGGCUACCAGAGCAAAGGAUCCGGAUCUGAUAUAUACGUCAGAUUUUUGCAUAGUUGCACAUUGUAGAACCGCUCUUCCUUUAUACCAGUCCAGAUUUUUUUAUUUUUUUAACCCAUUUAAUUCUGAAUAUUAAAUUCAGAUAGUGUUUUUUUUUUUUUUUUAUAUAUAUAUGAUCUGGGUGACUUGGAUAAAUAGGAUUGGUUUCCUAUACAUGAAGUGUUUUGUGACACCUCAAAAGGACAGGGAAGGGAGGUUUAGUGUCAGUAAAGAGGGGCUUUAUUAUUCUGAGAGAUCAGAAACAAGCACAAUUAACCCUUCAGUGCCUUUGUAAUGUCUCACAAAUCACUCUGGCAUUGAGGAUGUUAAGGCGAGUGACCAUGUUACAGAGCAUUACGCCCUAUAACCAGGAUUUGUCAGUGAAUAUACACCCGUGAGUAGCUAUCGAUUGCAGCAUCUAAACCAUCUGGGAUCAGAGCCAUGUCUGGUCCCAGCCAUUGCAGCGGGUUCCGCGGUGAUGGCACGGUCCUAGCUGCAUAAUCAGAAUGAUAUAGAUGAUGUAUUUGUCAUUCUUUAAGGGGGUUGAAGAGGUUGUCCUAUCUAGAAACCUCAAUCCGCAUGGACAUCACAGGGGGGCUCCACUACUGUCAACCAUAUAUUUAUUUAUUUUUCCAUUCUACAACUACCUGCAUCAGAAGGGGUUAGUAGGAGUAGUGCUGACGUAAUUGCAUUGUGGCAUUGCACAUGAUGCCCAUAUGGCACUUUAAAUGAAUGCAUCCUAUUGUGGGGUAACCUUCUUACUCACACUCUCCUCCAUAACACAUUCCAGAAAUUAGCAUUUGAGCUAGGGCUACAUGGUGACACUGGUCACGUGACAGCUGUCACAGCCAGGAUUGCGGAGUAGCGAUGUUCCUGGCCACGACAGCAGUCACUGUGUAGCCCUAGCCCGGCUUUGACAAUUUCCUGCCUGCACCACUGCUCUGAUUAGUCGAGCGAGGGCAAAAGCUCUGCUUCCGCUGUGGAGCAGCAACUACACUUCUGGGUAGCGGCGUCUGUGCAGUUACUGCUCCAAAGCGGAGCUGCUGCCCUUUCUCUGUUAAUUGGGCAGGCAUGAAAUUGUAGUGGCAGGGCUAAAUAUCCAGCCCUGUCUGUCUCCGCAGGUGCUUCUACAACUGCAGAGACAGAAGUCCUGCUUCUCUCAGCUCACCAAGCACAGUGCCGUACAUAAUAUAGCGGCUGUGCAGGGUAUCGCAGCUCAGCCCCAUUCAAUUCAAUGGGGCAGUGCUGCUCCUAGGCCAUGUGACAGAUGAAUGUGACGUUCAGAUGGCCUAGGGGAAGCUGUGAGAACGCUGCGGCACUACUGUGCGCAACGGUGCCUUCUCAAACAGCUGAUUGACAGGGGUCCUGGGUGUCAGACUCCCGCCAAUCGGAUACUGAUGAGCCAUCCAAAGGAUAGGUCAUCAGUGUAAAAAUCUCAUAAAACCCCUUUAAACAUUUCAUGGCCUAAUUGGCUUCCAUAGAUAGCAGGUCUUGAGCUUGUUUUUUAGGCCUCAGGUUGUCAUUACAAUCUAUCAACACCCAACAUUUGCUGGGAUGAAGGGUGUCAGUCGUGCUAUCAACCGUCUUAGUAAUUGCACAUCUAUCUAUUGCAGCAUCGAAACCAUCUGGGAUCAGAGCUAUGUCUGGUCCCAGCCUUUGCAGUGGGAUCCUCCAGUUCUUAGUUCUUACAACAUGGCUGCUUUGCUACAGUUGUAGGUGCUGUCACCCAGCUUGACCAGACUUGGGCCUCUUUCACACGAGCUCGUUUUCCGCGCGCGGGUGCAAUGCGUGAAGAGAACGCAUUGCAUCCGCACUAAAUCCUGACUCAUUCAUUUCAAUAGGUCUGUGUACAUGAGCGUUUUUUCUUUUUCUUUCAAGGCAACAGUUCUGCGUUGCGCGAAAAACACAGCAUGUUCUAUCAUCUGCGUUUUUCACGUGCGGAUGCAAUUCAUUUUACACUGAUUGUUGCUAGGAGAUGUUAUUUGUAAACCUUCAGGUUUUUUUUUAAUCACGCGCGUGAAAAACGCAUUGCACUCGCACGGAAAAAACUGAACAACAUGUAAUCGCAGACGAAACUGACCGAACUUGCUUGCAAAAUGGUGCGAGUUUCACUGAACGCAUCCGGACCUAAUCCGUCACGCUUACGGAUGGAAAUUAUUCUGGGAUCAUUGAUCCACCCCCAUCGCGGUAUCCUUUUGUGUGCACAUAAGUGGAUUCAAGAGUCUGAAAAAGCUGAGUGACGAAGCUUAUAUGAGCUGUAAAGGCAGCCAUAUUGGCUUUCCCAUUAACAGACAUAACUUCAGUCACAAAUGGACGACAAAGUGGAGAUGUCUGGUUUUGAGUGGAAAUUCUCCAUGAGGAUUUUUUCAUCUCAAAGAUGCUGAAUAUGUGCAUAGCAAUGUACAUGAGCCAAGAUACAAUCUAAAGCUUAGACGUGGUAGGCAAUAAGGAGCAGUGCUCCUCGGGUCCUUCUGCGUGGAGCCAGUGCUCGGGGAUUUCUAAGAUUAAGUGCACAUAUCUAUAGCUUCCAAGUAGUCUCAAUCCAAAAAGGAAAAAACAACAACUUUUUAACAUAAUAUGCAUACUUUGUUUUUAGAGAGAUGUGCCUGAAUUUACCCUGAUCUGGUAUCAGGAUUUAUUUUAUUUAUUUCAUUAGGUUUCUAAUCUGUUAAAGUGCACCCAUCACCUGCUCACAUUGGAAGCAGCCGCACUGUGAAGGUACAAACUCAUCUUGCACAGAUUUAGAGAAUGCACACAGCCGUGUUCAUUCGGCCUAACUCUGCUGAUCAUGAGAGCGAGUUGCUUAGCAGUCCCUUUACAUUUAGCCUGGGUGACUACCAUUGGAGUACAUGGAGCUCUACAUCCAACAGUGGUCACAUUCAGACAUCAGACACAUGGGCGUAUUGUGGAUUGGUGUCCUACAAAUCUAUAGUAUGACGCUCAUAGCUAGAAUUCUGUGUCUGUGUUUUACAGAGGCAGCAGAGGUUUUCAUAGCAUGCAGGUUUGUAGUACGUCAUUGGAAGCAUUAAUUUUAGGCUACUUUCACACUAGCGUUCGAUCGGAUCCGUUCUGAACGGAUCCGCUCAUAAUAAUGCAGACGGAGGCCCCGUUCAGAACGGAUCCGUCUGCAUUAUUUUGGCAUAUAAAA
Messenger RNA from Bufo gargarizans (Asiatic toad), 4835 nucleotides. RefSeq names its product Cdk5 and Abl enzyme substrate 2 (gene CABLES2). NCBI's taxonomy places the organism in Eukaryota, Metazoa, Chordata, Amphibia, Anura, Bufonidae. The record is from RefSeq and is a predicted model, not a curated record. Gene Ontology annotation, biological process: regulation of cell cycle. Bases 39 to 1484 code for a protein of 481 amino acids. The transcript is spliced from 10 exons.